GAAGGAGAACAUAUAUAACUUGGUGCAUUGUCUGGAAUCACAUGGUAAGUCAAAAAUGGCAGAACUCUUUAUGGAAUGUGAAGAAGAAGAGUUGGAACCCUGGCAGAAGAAAGUAAAAGAGGUUGAGGAUGAUGAUGAUGAUGAGCCGAUCUUUGUUGGAGAGAUAGCAAGUUCAAAACCAGCAAUUUCAAAUAUUUUAAAUAGAGUAAACCCCAGCUCAUAUUCAAGAGGAAUAAAGAAUGGCGCACUCAGUCGGGGUAUUACUGCUGCAUUCAAGCCUACAAGUCAACACUACACGAACCCAACAUCAAAUCCAGUGGCUGCCUCGCCAGUAAAUUUUCAUCCUGAAUCUAGAUCUUCAGAUAAUUCUGUUAUUGUUCAGCCUUUGUCUAAACCUGGUUACAUAACAAACUCAUCACGAGUUGCAUCUAGUAAUUCUACAGAGUUGCUGUUUGACUUGACCCAGGAUACAGGAUUAUCACAUUACCAAGGAGGACCGACACUUUGUAUAACAGGUGUGAAUGAAAGUUCGUUAUUUCCAAAACGUCCUUGUACUUCUGAAGUAAUCAGUGUUAAUCCAAAAAAGUCUAAGCCCAGUGAAAGUGUUUCUGGAGCAAAUUCCUCAGCUGUAUUUCCUUCAGCUAAGUCUCUUUCAGUGACAUCUCCCCAGGCUGUGUCAUCAAAAGGUACAAAUAACUCAUCAAAUCAAUCUAAAAAUGGAACACCUUUUCCAAGAGCUUGUCCAAAGUGCAAUAUUCAUUUCAAUCUUUUGGAUCCUUUGAAAAACCACAUGAAGUACUGUUGUCCAGACAUGAUAAAUAACUUUUUGGGACUGCCUAAAACUGAAUUUUCAAGUACAGCAAAUAAAGAUAACACUAUUGAUUCAGAGCAAGGAAAAUUGAUCAUGUUGGUUAAUGACUUUUAUUAUGGAAAACAUGAAGGAGAUGUCCAAGAAGAACAGAAGACUCACACCACCUUUAAAUGCUUCAGUUGCUUGAAAAUUCUUAAAAAUAAUAUUAGGUUUAUGAACCACAUGAAACACCAUUUGGAACUUGAGAAGCAGAGCAGUGAAAGCUGGGAAAACCACACCACCUGCCAGCACUGCUACCGUCAGUUUCCCACACCAUUUCAACUGCAAUGUCACAUUGAAAGUACACACACACCCCAUGAAUUUUCUACCAUUUGCAAAAUCUGUGAAUUAUCAUUUGAAACAGAGCAUAUUCUUUUACAACAUAUGAAGGACAAUCAUAAACCCGGUGAAAUGCCAUAUAUUUGCCAGGUUUGCAAUUAUAGAUCGUCAUCAUUUUCUGAUGUAGAAACUCAUUUUAGAUCAUCCCAUGAAAACACUAAGAACUUGCUAUGUCCAUUUUGCCUCAAAGUUAUUAAAAUUGCCACACCCUAUAUGCAUCAUUAUAUGAAGCAUCAGAAAAAAGGAAUACAUCGUUGUACAAAAUGCAGACUGCAAUUUUUGACAUGCAAAGAGAAAAUGGAUCACAAGACUCAGCAUCAUCGAACAUUUAUAAAACCUAAAGAGCUAGAAGGACUACCUCCUGGAACAAAAGUUACUAUUCGAGCUUCAGUUGGACCUCUUCAAUCAGGAUCUUCAACUGUACCUUCCAUUAGUACAAACACUUCUACCCUUCAGGCCUCACCUCCGAGAACAAAAUGUGUAACUGCUAAAAAUCCCACAAAAUCUAACACAAAUAAAUUUACUACAACUAAAUCUAAUACAAGUAAACCUACUACAAGUAAGCCUAAUGGAAGUAAAUCUAAAUUCAAAUCAAAAGUCUCUAAUAUGCAAAAAAAACAAAGCACUUUGGCUAGUAGCAACAGAAAAAGUAAAGUCAAUACAGCAUUGAGGAGCUUAAGGUACCGUCGGGGAAUUCAAAGGUGCAUUGAGUGUUUUUCCGAAAUAAAAGAUCUUUCAAAUCACUUUCCUACGUAUGUCCACUGUAGUUUUUGCAGAUACAACACUAGCUGUAGCAAAGCCUAUGUGAAUCAUAUGAUGAGCUUUCACAGUAACCGCCCAAGUAAAAGGUUUUGUAUUUUUAAGGAGCAUUCAAGAAAUCUCAGAUGGUGGAGGUACAGGUGGAUUGUGACUUGUUGCAGUGACACAAGUUGUUCUGCUCAGAUUCCAACUUCUGAACAUCUUUCUGAAUUAAAAAAUGAAGCUCCCACUAAGGAACAAAAACCUGUGUCGGAGGAAAUUGCAAGACCUAAUAAGGCUGAAGGAGAAACAGAAACAUCAAAUUCUGAAAGUAAACAUGAUAAAGCUUCUUCAGAGGAAAAAAGUGGAUGUGAUGCAAAUGCAUUUGAAGGCUCAUCAGCAACAAAAAGUGAAGAAAGCACAAUAAUUUCAGAUAAGGAAAACAGUACCUGUCUUGAAGACAAAGAAACUGGCUCAAAGACUAUCUUCAGUAAUGUUUCAAAUAUUGGUAAAGAUAAAGUGGAAAAGGAAAACCAAAUAGAGAACAUUGAUCAGGAAACGGAGUUGAAGAUGUGCCAAAGUUCAGAAAACAUAAUUCCAUGUGAUCAGAUUAAAGAUCAAAGCUCCAAUGAAGCUAGGUUUUCUUUGAAGAAUAUUAAGGAUUUGCAGUUAGCAUCUGGUGAUGUGAGCAUUGAUCAGUUUUUGAGAAAAAGAGAUGAACCUGAGUCUGUUAGUUCUGAUGUUAGUGAGCAAGGCAGUAUUCAUCUGGAACCUUUGACUCCAUCGGAGGUACUUGAGUUUGAAGCCACAGAAAUUCUUCAGAAAGGUAGUGGUGAUUCUUCAGCCAGGUCUGAUGAAGUAGAGUCUGAUCAAAAAGAUGGUGUUCCUGGAGAAAAUAGCCCUAGCACAACAGAGACAACAGGAGACCUGGCAGAUGAAAAAGAAAGUUGAAAUUAGUUGUCAUUCUCAGUUUUAGUGUAUCGGUGGUAAGAGCAUUCAGAUCAGUGCUACCAGGUGAGCUCAGUGGUGCUGUUGUAGAGUUCAGAAAUAGAAAAAUGUGAGGAGGUCAUUUAUACACUUUAUCUGUAUGUUCAGCCUUGGUCAUUACAGAAAUCAGUUGAAUAAUAGCAUGGUUAGUAUGAAUUUCCAAGAGGUUUUAAAACAUAAAUAGAAAAGCUUCAUUUAACAGUUCUCAAGGAAAUAGAACUUGGUUGCCAGUAUGAAUUGAUUAUUAGAAUAUUAUUUAUGUUUAUAAAGCAGUGAAACUUCCAUCAAUCCUAAGCUAAAAAUCCUUAUACCUUUAUAUUCUUCUCAACUUAAAAGAAGAAAUUUGGAAACCAUAUAUCUUUGGGGAAUUUUUAGAUAAUGGCUAAUUGGCAUUGUUAAUAAAGCUUUAUUUGGAGUAUGAUGCUGGUAAAUGCAUAGAGUGUGAAAUUAAUGAAUCUAUUGAGAAUUUUGAUACACAUAAACUUAAUUUUGGAUGUAACAUUCCAGACUGUCAGAAGCAUGUAAACAGAAUAUUUGAAUCUGUGUACCUCCAUACAUGUGUUAGUCUGCCAGGCUAUAAGCUUACCUUAAUUAAACUUUCAGUGAAAGUGAAAUUAUUAAAACAUAAAUUUAUAUUUGUGUUUUUUGUCAGUGUGAGCUGUGCAGAAAUCCCUUGAUGUGCUAGUUGUAUAAAGUAGAAACCCACUGUUAAAAAUCCUGUAGUUAUUAUGCUUUUAAUAUUGUUUUAAUGAUCUUUAGAAAUAGACCCUUAAAAAUGGUCUGGAAACCAAACCAAAGUAUGGAAUACUGUAGAUAUUGUAAAGCAGUCAACUGAAAACAUGUCCUGGCAUGAAUCCAGGCAUGUUUAAGUGACGUUCUCUUUAAUUGUAAAAUAGAAACUUCAAAUGGGACCUAAAGCAGUGAUGUAAAAAAUUGUUUUGGGGAUAUUUAGUCUAAUUUAUCCAUAAGAUGGCUGCUAAAUUGAUUUCUCAGUUGUUUUUAAUCAUCUAGAAAUAAUAGAUUUAGAAAUGAGUAAAUGAACAACCAUAGUUUGCUUUGAAAUACUAAUAAACUUUUAUUUAAAAUGCUACAUUUUUACUUCUUAAAAUGUGCUUUGAAUCCUUAAAUUUUGUUUCACUGAAUGUUAAAUGUUUUAAAUGUCUGUUAAAAUCCUGAUGUAUAUAGUAGUUUUUGAGUAAAUAUUUGCAAUAAAAAUAUGUACCUGAA
Molecule: messenger RNA, 4141 nt
Organism: Myotis davidii
Lineage: Eukaryota; Metazoa; Chordata; Mammalia; Chiroptera; Vespertilionidae
Gene: ZNF280D
Product: zinc finger protein 280D
Exons: 20
Coding region: 56-2878 (940 amino acids)
Biological process (GO): regulation of DNA-templated transcription
Molecular function (GO): DNA-binding transcription factor activity, RNA polymerase II-specific; RNA polymerase II cis-regulatory region sequence-specific DNA binding
Source: RefSeq, a predicted model, not a curated record